UGUAAGCCGAAAUGGUAUCCGUAUUUUGGCGGUGCGGUCGUCGGUGAAAAAUAUCUCUAAUAUACAGCGAAUUUGUAUUUGCCCGGACAAAAAUACCAACGAUGUUUUCAUCCGUCUCUUCUGCUCGCGGCCUGGCCAUGAAAAAUCUACGCAUCAUGUCAAUUUUACGAACAUAACAAAGCACCGGAUACAUGCAUAUAUUUCCAUUGAACCUAACCGCCGUUGACCAAAAACGCGUAGGUGUGUGUAUGUGUGCCUAUGUAAUAUUUGAAUCGUCGGUUGUACAACAUGUCCCGCGUUCAGGAUUUUUAACGUUAAUCGUAAUUUUUAAUAACGAAAAUGGAAGACUUUAACGAAGGGGUCGACGGAAAGCUGGCUUACAGAAUGCGAAAAGUUAAUUCUGAACAAUUUCACACCCUCGUCAGGAUGCACCUGUCCUUUGAAUUGGACCUCAACACUGAGGAUAGCGACUGUGUGGCGGAAAAAGCUAAACUAAAAAAAUGGAGCUUGAUAAGCUUCUCAAAAAAGCCCAAGUCAACCAUCAAUCUACAGAAGGGAGUGAUAGAGGGUGCUCCUUUGUCACAUGAUGGUAUAACUCAAGUCAAACAGCUGAUUGAAUAUCUGUCAACUGAACAAAGCAUCGUACAAGAAGGGAUUUUUCGACGAACAGGAAAGCUCACCAGGCAACAAGACCUGAAAAACGCGCUAUAUCAGGGAAUCCCAUUAAACUUUGAAGAUGGCCGAUUUAGUGUUCACGACUGUGCUUCCGUUUUGAAAAGUUUCUUAGCCGAAUUGCCGGAGCCAUUGUUAACAGACUUGCACUAUCCUGCUCACUGUCAAAUUGCUGAGCUAUGGUGUGGUGAUAUGAAAGCAAACGAAUGUAGACUACUUAGAUCAUUGCAGCUACUUUUGCUUUUAUUACCAUCUGAAAAUCGGAUUCUGCUUAGAAAUGUUCUAAGGCUGUUAAACAAAACGGCAAGCUUCGAACACAGCAACAAAAUGAAUUGUGACAGCCUAGCAACAUUAUUCACUCCACAUUUGCUGUGUCCAAGGAAACUAUCGCCUGAAGCUCUGCACAUAAAUUCACAGACUUUGUCCGGACUAGUUGCCUUCAUGAUUACAAAAGGCACUGAAAUGUUCGACAUUCCUCCAAAACUAGCCACUGAUAUUAGAGCUUACUGGGUUGAACAAGAAAGGAAACUUCUGAGUCCUACAAAAAAUGAUUUAAACGAAUCAACGUCAGAUGCAACUGGUACAGCUCACACAGUGUUUAGUUUUGUCGAUCACAAAUUAACAGCCAAAGCAAACUCGACACAAGACACGCAGGCAGCAUUAGCACAGUUGUAUGCUCAUAUUCAGGCCAUGCCAGAAUCUGCGAAAAAACGCAGGCUGGUUAAACAAUUCAAUAAAGAAAACGGACAAGGAACGCCUCGACAGGUGAAAAAUUUGAGAACUAAAAGCCUAGGAGAUUCAAUAAAGAAGCAUAUUUUCCAAAAGAAAAUACUGGGCCAUAAAAAACUAGUAGACAUCAACAUAGGCUGUAACAAUAUCACCAGAUCUAGCAGCGAGGAGAAUAUAUUGUCGUCGAGCCUGGAGAAAUCUUUGCUUCCGCCAAAAACACUGUUCAGUAAAUCAGAUGAUGAGCUAAGCAUGGAUAGCUACGAGCCAUUGGAAGCAGAUAAUCUACUGCAUGUAAAACACAUAAGCAGCAGCACGGGGAGCCUGAACACGUCUAAUCUGGGGCAUUUUAAGUCAAAGAAGAAAGUGGUGCUAGUAAAUUUUGUAAAUAUUAGCGAAGAGCAAAGCAUCGAAAAAUUUGAGAACACUGUAAAAAAUGAAUCAUCAGAAUGGGUCAGGGAAAGUUUUACUCAAGGUGAAUCUGACAACAAUGUCUGUCCAGAAAAACUGCAAAACAAAGCUUCCAGCUUGCAAGAUAUUAAUACCUCGACAAAUCUACGAUUUUCACGCCAAUUAAGUGAACCUGAAGUGUAUUCGAAAGAAACUGCCUCUAAUAUGAAUGAUGGCGAAUUGGUGCGGCAAAAUUCAGACCCGAUAUUUCCUGUAACACGAAAAUCCAACAUAGAAGUGGUUUUUUCUCCCAGGAAAUUUAUGCCUAAUAUACAAUCUGGUAUGUCUCCACAAAAGACAGAAACUUCAGUUUCGGAAAUAUCAAGCUAUUCACCUCCAACAGUAAUGAGUAGAUUCUGGAACACAUAUACGGCACAUACAUCAACACCAGCUAAGAAUUUACUGCGAAAAAGUCUAGCUGCUGCUACUGCUGCUGCUGCUGCUAAUGAAUGCACAUUGACGCCCAUUGCGAACCAUGACAAAAGCAUGAGUCCAAUUACUCAAAGCACGACGAAGAUGAGUAAAGCUAUGCAGGAAACCAUGAUGACUCCACGAUCAAGAAAACCAGUGAUGAUGAUCUCUGGGUCAAACUUAUGCAAUCUUGCAACAUUAAAUAAUGGAAGGACGCCUCGCAGUUCUGGUUCUAACAUUCAAAGAUCAAAUUUAGAUCUUACACGAAAAAAAAGUUGUACAUCCAUAUUGGAAGAAUCUCAAAAAAUAGACAGUACGAGUGGUGAGUUGGUGCUAAUUGACAAUCAAGGUGGUACAGAGGACAAAGAAAACUUCGGAAAUUUAAAUGAGGGUAGAAAUUUUGUGACAUCAAUAGAAGACGAAUAUUGUAAUGCAAUUCAAGGAAGUAGUGCUUCUAUAACAAGUACAUUUCGAGAAUAUCUAUUAUCACGAAGUGUACUAACUGCGAGUCCCGUUGAUUUGAGUUUCACGUCUCGUACUGGCGAUUUUGAACAAUCUGAAUCAGAUUUGAAUAUUCUUAACGAAGACAGGCUAUCCGAUAGUCUUCUGCAUUGUUUGGAUGGAAAUCAACCUAGUUCCGAUACAUCUGGCAUAGUUUCUGGUAGUACCAACAGUGUUAAUGACUCUGCAGAGAAAAUUGAUGAGGUUAUUAACCCAUCACCCAGGAAAAGGGGAACGAAUCUUCAGCGUAACGACUCUAAAAGAUCUGUCCUGGACAAAACUGUUACAAAUAAAUUGAAGUUUCAAACUCUAAGGAACAAACAAUUGAGUGAAUCUACACUGAAACCAGUAAAAGCAAAAGAAACGUUACAAGAGACUUCUUUUUAAAACGGAAAUAUAGUAUAUACAUUGAAUCUAAUGUUCAAACUCACUUUUACCACACUUCAUUGUGUAAUAAAAAUUGCGUUGAACACUGUUAUAAGUUUUAACCAAUGCGUAUUUUUUACUUUUGUUUAAAUUAUUAAGCAGUUUUUAUUAUUAUUUACCUAAUUUUCAGCUGUCGAUUAAUAAUUAAUUCGUAUUCGUUUGAUAUCGAAUACGAAUUCUGUGCGAAAUUUUUGUAUAAUGUAUAGCAAAUAGUUUGCUACGUGAUAUUUAUACUAGACCUCAAUCAUAUGCUAAGUUUUUAUCAUAUUAGUUGUAAAUGACGGCGAUGAAUGUUGUGGGUUUAAAUAUUU
This is a messenger RNA of Diprion similis, 3497 nucleotides long. RefSeq lists its product as uncharacterized. The coding region runs from base 340 to 3147 and encodes 935 amino acids. Lineage: Eukaryota; Metazoa; Arthropoda; Insecta; Hymenoptera; Diprionidae. The record is from RefSeq and is a predicted model, not a curated record. The transcript is spliced from 7 exons. Gene Ontology annotation, biological process: regulation of small GTPase mediated signal transduction; signal transduction. Gene Ontology annotation, molecular function: GTPase activator activity. Gene Ontology annotation, cellular component: cytoplasm.